This is a messenger RNA of Capronia epimyces CBS 606.96, 1095 nucleotides long. RefSeq lists its product as uncharacterized. Gene Ontology annotation, molecular function: hydrolase activity, acting on carbon-nitrogen (but not peptide) bonds. The transcript is spliced from 2 exons. Gene Ontology annotation, biological process: carbohydrate metabolic process. The coding region runs from base 1 to 1095 and encodes 364 amino acids. Lineage: Eukaryota; Fungi; Ascomycota; Eurotiomycetes; Chaetothyriales; Herpotrichiellaceae. The record is from RefSeq and is a predicted model, not a curated record.
AUGGCACAGGGGGUCGGGAAGAAUUACUGUGCAGUCCCUAAUAUCUGCCAGACCGAGUUCGGCCGGUGCGACUCGGACGCAACGCCUGCUGGAUACAACACCUCCGCAGAUGACCGCGGACUCACAGGUGCGAUUGCAUAUGGCAGCAUCAUCUCCAAUUGUAAAAUCCCGCGAGUGGUUGCUCUCACUUAUGACGAUGGUCCUACUGAGAACACGGAGGAGCUUCUUGAUAUUCUCAAGGAGGCGGGUGCCAAAGCAACAUUCUUCGUGGCCGGCAACAGCAACGGCAAGGGGGAAAUAGACCAGACUGCGAGAUGGACUCGCCUAAUCAAACGCAUGGCUGAGGAAGGCCAUCAGAUUGCUUCCCAUACCUGGUCUCAUGCAGAUCUGAACAAGAUGUCUUCGAGAACCCGCAAGCACGAAAUGCUGAAAAACGAGCGGGCUUUGACCAACAUUCUCAACAAAUAUCCGACUUACAUGCGACCUCCGUACCUCCGAUGCAGCAACGAGACAGGGUGUCUGGGAGAUAUGAAAGCUCUCGGAUAUCAUGUUAUAUCGUACUCCUUUGACAGCACCGACUGGAUGCAUAGGAAUGACCUUGCCGCCAUGACUGCAGCUUUCGAUCGUAUCCUGGAGAGCGUCGAAGCCAAGGAUGGUAGGAUGCUAGUCAUCCAACACGACACAAUCCGAACAUCGGCCAUCGAUCUGACGAAGCAUAUCUUGGAGCGGGUGGCGCAACGAAGGUGGAGAGCUGUGACGGUCGGAGAGUGUCUUGGGGAGGAAGCCGAUGGCUGGUACCGCAGACCGAAAUGGACCAGUCCAUUCUCGACUGCGGAGCAUGGCUGCAUUGUCUUCAAUGAGGCAUUCUGCGGCAAGUUGGCCGGCUUCCAGACCAAGGCGGAAUGUUUCAGCAGCAACGUCAAAUGCUACAAACAAGUCAAUCAGUGUGGAAAGGCAAAGGUAGACAACAAAACGUGCCAGUCCUUCAAUGAGGUUUGCAAUCUGCAGUCCUUGUUUUGCGCGCAGUGCGGACGAGUAGAGAAGGAUUCGCCGGCGUGCGAGAUUAAGCAGUUCAGCAUCUUCAACGAAGGCUGA